UCGAUAGAUGGCGUAAAAGUUUAACAUCUCGGCACGAAGUAAAUUCAGAUAUGGCUGGAGUAUUAAAAAAGACCACAAAUUUAACUGGUUUAGCUGUUGCAAAACAUCCUCAUCAUACUCUGAGUGUUUUAUACAACAAAAUUUUGAGAGCCCUUCAGAAAAUUCCUCAAGAAGCUGCUUAUCGGAAAUACACUGAAGAUGUUAUUAAGAACAGGCUUUCUAUUGUAGAAUCAGAAAAGGAUGUUGAAAAGCUUGAACAAAAGAUUAAUGGAGGACAAGUUGAAGAACUGAUUAUUCAGAAAUAUAUUAUCUGUGAUCCACCUCAUCGCCAGAAUUGGUGUGUAUUAACGUCGGAAUUAGAUUACGAAAAGGAUUGA
Molecule: messenger RNA, 377 nt
Organism: Centruroides sculpturatus (bark scorpion)
Lineage: Eukaryota; Metazoa; Arthropoda; Arachnida; Scorpiones; Buthidae
Gene: ND-13B
Product: NADH dehydrogenase [ubiquinone] 1 alpha subcomplex subunit 5-like
Exons: 5
Coding region: 51-377 (108 amino acids)
Biological process (GO): respiratory electron transport chain
Source: RefSeq, a predicted model, not a curated record